CCAAAACCCACUUUCCUCCUCCAAAUUAGCUCAAACAAAUUAAACCAUGGCUGGUCACGGCAAUGAAGGCUGUUUGUUCUCCAUGGGGUUAGGCCUCCGAGAAGUUUAUCCGGAGUUCCUCAUCUCCUUGCUCUGUCUUGCCCUCUUCUACUGUUACUACCGCUUCUUUUUCGGAACUCCGACCACCGUGGUCCCGGUGAACUGGCCGCUCGCCGGGAUGUUUCCCGGUCUCCUCGCCAACUUCCACAGAUUGCACGAUUGGGGUAACGAGCUCCUCAGGGAGACAGGGUGCACCUUCUCCUUCCGAGGUCCCUGGUUCCUCGACCUCAACUACAUCGUCACCUGCGACCCUGCCAACCUGCAGCACAUCUUCAACGUCAAUUUCCAAAACUAUCCCAAGGGCGACGAAUUCGCUAACAUCUUCGACAUCCUCGGCGACGGCAUCUUUAUCUCCGACGGGGAACGAUGGAGGCGGCAACGCGCAAAGGCACACGCUCUCGUCGGCCAGAGGAGCUUCCGGUCAUUCGUAGCCGCGGCCAGCCGCGACAAGGUCGAGAAGGGGCUGCUCCCGCUCCUCGACGAGGUCGCGCGACGAGGGUCGGCGGUGGACUUGCAGGACGUGUUCCUCCGACUGACCUUCGACAUGACCGCCUACCUGGUCUUCGGCGUCGACCCCUGCUGCCUCUCCAUAGACUUCCCGACGGUCCCAUUCGCGCGGGCCAUGGACGACGCCAUGGAGGCCGUGCUGCUCCGCUACACCGUGCCGCCGGCGUGGUGGAAGUGGAAGAGACGGCACCGCGUCGGGGAGUCGGAGAGGAAGAUGGCGGCGGCGUGGAGGGAAAUAGAUCGUUUCAUAGCGGAAUGCGUGGCGGAGAAGAGGAAGAACUCCGACCGAACCCAAACGAGCACCGAUCUACUGUCGUCUUACAUGAACGACGUCGACGACGACCAACAAGGAGCAGAAAUCGACCACAAGUUCCUCCGCGACACGGCCGUCAACUACAUGCUCGCCGGAAGGGACACCACCGGUGCAGCUCUCUCAUGGUUCUUUUGGUCGCUAUCCAAGAAUCCCACAGCGGAAGACAAAAUACUGGAGGAAUUGAAGACCAUAUUAAAAGAACGACCGAGCUCGGGCCGGCCGGCGGUGUUCGAGGCAGAGGAGCUGGGGAAGAUGGUGUACCUCCACGCCGCGCUGUUGGAGGCGCUGAGGUUGUUCCCGCCGGUUCCCAUCGAGCAAAAGGAGGCGGUCGGGCCCGAUGUGCUGCCGAGCGGGCAAAAGGUGGAGCGGGGCGCCAAGAUCUUGGUGUCGCUCCUGGCGAUCGGACGGAUGGACGGGGUGUGGGGGGAGGACUGCGGCGAGUUCCGGCCGGAGCGGUGGAUCUCGGAGAAGGGGCGGCUGAGGCACGAGCCUUCGUACAAGUUCAUGUCCUUCAAUUCGGGGCCGCGGACGUGCCUGGGGAAGGAGGUGGCCUUCACGCAGAUGAAGGCGGCGGCGGCGGCGGUGGUGUACAGGUUCCGGCUGGAGGCGGUGGAAGGGCAUCCAGUGGAGCCCAAGCUGUCGAUAAUCCUUCACAUGAAGAACGGAUUCAAGGUCAGGAUCAAGAGGAGAUGCGCGUCGCCAUGAAAAGGACUGUGUCAUCAGCAGUGUGGCAAUGUAUGUCAAUGGACUUUCAUUUCAUGCAUCUCCGUUUCCAGUCUAGUUAAUAAUUAAAUAAGUGGAUUAAGGAACAUAAUCUCUUGUCUGCUUAAUAUUUAAUGUUCAUGAGCUGAAGAAUAACAGUCACUUAGCUUGUUCUAA
Zingiber officinale is the source of this 1798-nucleotide messenger RNA. Its product is annotated as noroxomaritidine synthase-like. The record is from RefSeq and is a predicted model, not a curated record. The transcript has a single exon. Gene Ontology annotation, molecular function: heme binding; iron ion binding; monooxygenase activity. Lineage: Eukaryota; Viridiplantae; Streptophyta; Magnoliopsida; Zingiberales; Zingiberaceae. Bases 47 to 1624 code for a protein of 525 amino acids.